AUGAGCUCCCAGGUGAACUCACAGGAUCUCCCACUUGAACUGCCAGAAGCUAUCAGGUGUUUCUUGAUGAACCAGUUGGACCCCCAGUUGAACCUCUUUGACCUCCAGGUGAACUGCCACAAGGAACAGUCUCUUGAAAAACCGGUGUUUCCUGGUGAACCAGUAGGGCCACCAGGAGAACUGUCUGGAGAAACUGUCAGGUAUUUCUUGGUGAACCAGUAUGAUCUUCCUACUUGGAGUUGGAGGUCUCACAUGACCACUCAGGAACUCCCAGUUGAACUUCCAAGAGCUCCCAAGAUUCUCUCGGCAUGGACAAGAAAAUUGUGGUUGAUUUUCAAAGAAUACUUGAUGAUGGAUGGUGACGUCGCGAGAGAAUCCAGCGGCAACGAUGAUUUUGAAAUCAUCGGAGGCGAUUCUCCCGGAUGCAGCAAGUCCGACGGAGACGGUGUGGUGGUCUCAGUUGAGGUUGACACCAUUGCUAACGGCGAUGACCUGUCAGCCUCCAAGCAACUUGAUGGCGAAGAGUCCUCAGAGGUGAACGGAUUAGGCCAGGGAGAGGAGGAAGGUGAGAUAACCCAUGCAAGGAUAGGACAGGAUGAUGUCGAGGACAAGCCUAAGCAAUCUGCAGAGGAAUUGAUGGAGGAACUUGGCAUCACUAUGGAGAGUGGUGACCAGGAAGAUGAAGAGAGCAAGGUUAGUCCAGAUGCAGGGGAUGUCGUUGAGGAGGAUCAGGUUUCUGCGACGACCAUGAAGACAGAAGAAGCAAGCGUGUCUCUGGACGCCCUUGCAAAAGAAGAGGAGGCUGAGCCCACGACUGAGGCUGAUGAUGGAAGUCAGGAAAAUGGUGUUUCCAUUGAGGUAGAGCCUGUUGGCAAGGUAGAAGACACUCCAGAAACGCUAGAAGACAGUACUCCAGAAACACCUGAUGACUCUCCCGCAGACACUGAUGAUGUCACAGACCCUACCCCUAAAGAUGAAGUGCCUGAAGAAACUCCAGAAACACAAGAAGACACUCCAGAAACGAAAGAAGACAGUACUCCAGAAACACCAGAAGAUUCUCCUGCAGAUGCCGAAGCUGUUUCUGAACCUUCCCCUGAAGAGGUCACUGAGGAUGCCCCUCAAGAGAUUACAGAGGAUACUCCCAAAGAUGUUACUGAGGACAGUGCUAAUGAUCUUAUAGAGGAAACUCCCAAAGACCCCGCUGAAGACACCCCCAAAGACAUUCCAGAUACGGAAGAAGAUACCAACCAGGACUCGGCCGUUGAUGUGAAUCUAGACACAUCUCAAGACACGUCUCAUGAUAUAUCUCAGGAUAUUAGUUUGGAUGUUUCUCUCGACAAACCACAGGAGCUUGGUGAGGAUGCACCAGCUUCUCAGGAUGAUGACCAAACCCUGACAGAACGGAGUUUAGAUGAAUCCCUCAACUCUGAGGAAGUGACUCCACAGCAAGGAGAUGAAACUCAGAAUGACCCAGAACCAGAUCCGGGAGAAGGGGAAGGAGAACCAUCUGCUGCACCAACACCUGAUGAACCAACAGGAGAACCUGAAAAGGAAGAAGAAGAAAAGGAACCUGCUGAACAAGAAACACCACUUGAAGAAGUGCCAGCUGAGGAACAGACACCAGCUGAAGCAGAAACACCGGCAGAACAAGCACCAUCUGAAGAAGAGACACAAGCUGAAGAACCAGCACUAGUGGUGGAAGGAACACCUGCUGAAGAAGAAACACCAGCUGAAGAGACACCUCACAAGCUGAAGGAGACACCAGUUGAAGAGACACCAGCUGAAGAACCAACAUCAGCUGAAGAAGAGACACAAACUGAAGAAGCAACACCAGCUGUGGAAGAAACACCUGCUGAAGAAGAAACACCGGCAGAAGCACCUGCUGAAGAGACACCAGCUGAAGAAGAAACACAAGCUGAAGAAGAGACACAAACUGAAGAAGCAACACCAGCUGUGGAAGAAACACCUACUGAAGAUGAAACACCAGCUGAAGAGACACCAGCUGAAGAAGAAACACAAGCUGAAGAAGAGACACAAACUGAAGAAGCAACACCAGCUGUGGAAGAAACACCUGCUGAAGAUGAAACACCAGCUGAAGAGACACCUGCUGAAGAGACACCAGCUGAAGAAGAAACACCGGCAGAAGCACCUGCUGAAGAGACACCAGCUGAAGAAGAAACACAAGCUGAAGAAGAGACACAAACUGAAGAAGCAACACCAGCUGUGGCAGAAACACCUACUGAAGAUGAAACACCAGCUGAAGAGACACCUGCUGAAGAAGCACCAGCUGAAGAAGAAACACAAGCUGAAGAAGAGACACAAACUGAAGAAGCAACACCAGCUGUGGAAGAAACACCUGCUGAAGAAGAAACACCGGCAGAAGCACCUGCUGAAGAGACACCAGCUGAAGAAGAAACACAAGCUGAAGAAGAGACACAAACUGAAGAAGCAACACCAUCUGUGGAAGAAACACCUACUGAAGAUGAAACACCAGCUGAAGAGACACCUGCUGAAGAGACACCAGCUGAAGAAGAAACACAAGCUGAAGAAGAGACACAAACUGAAGAAGCAACACCAGCUGUGGAAGAAACACCUGCUGAAGAAGAAACACCGGCAGAAGCACCUGCUGAAGAGACACCAGCUGAAGAAGAAACACAAGCUGAAGAAGAGACACAAACUGAAGAAGCAACACCAGCUGUGGAAGAAACACCUGCUGAAGAAGAAACACCAGCUGAAGAGACACCAGCUGUAGAAGAAGUACAAGCUGAAGAAGAGACACAAACUGAAGAAGCAACACCAGCUGUGGAAGAAACACCUACUGAAGAUGAAACACCAGCUGAAGAGACACAAACUGAAGAAGCAACACAAGCUGAAGAAGAGACACAAACUGAAGAAGCAACACCAGCUGUGGAAGAAACACCUGCUGAAGAAGAAACACCAGCUGAAGAGACACCAGCUGAAGAAGAAAUACAAGCUGAAGAAGAAACAAAAACUGAAGAAUCAACACUAGCAGUGGAAGAAACACCUGCUGAAGAAGAAACACUGGCUGAAGAUGCAACGCCAGCUGUGGAAGAAACACCUGCUGAAGAAGACACACCGGCUGAAGAGACACCAGCUGAAGAACAAACACCAGCAGAAGAAGAGAUACCAGCCGAAGAACCCACACCAACAGAAGAACCAACUCCAGAUGUGGAUGAAACACCUGUUGAAGAAGUGAUACUGGCUGCAGAGGCACCAGCUGAAGAAGCAACACCAGCAGAAGAAGCAACACCAGCAGAAGAAGAGACACCAGCUGCAGAAGAGACACAAGCUGAAGAAGCAACACCAGCUGAAGAAACCCCUGCUGAAGAGACACCAGCUGAAGAAGAAAAACUUGCUGAAGAAGAAACACCGGCUGAAGAGACACCAGCCGAAGAACCGACGCCAGCUGUGGAAGAAACACCGGCCGAAGAAGAGACACCAUCUGAAGAGACACCAGCUGAAGAAGCACCACCAGCUGAAGAACCAACACCAGCUGUGGAAGAAACACCAGGUGAAGAACCAACACCAGCUGUGGAAGAAACACCAGGUGAAGAAGAAGCACCAGUUGAAGAGACCCCAGCUGAAGUAGAGACACCAGCUGCAGAACCAACACCGGCUGAAGAAGAAAAACAUGCUGCAGAACAGACACCAGCUGAAGAAGAAUCAAAUUCUGAGGAAGUGGUUGAGAAGAGGGUGUCUGCCUCAGACUUGGUUGAAGAGUUUGGACUGACAUUAGAUGAGGGUGAUCAGAGUGUAUCAGUAUUUGGUCAGGAAACUGAAAACAAAUCUGGUGAUGAAAUGGUGGAGGAAGAAAAAGUUGUUCCCACGACACAAAAUCCAGAGGAAGCAGAUAUCAGAUUAGACUUUUUAUGUAGCACAGAGGAAGCUGAAGUUACAGAGAAAGGUGCUGAGGAAAUUGAAACAGAGGAUGUUGUGGAUGGGGUAAAUAAGGAUGAAGAAGCAAAUACAUUGGAUGUCUCUCCCACAGGAGAUGAGGGUGUUUCAACGGAACAAGCAGAAGAAGUUGAUGCCAAUGAAGAAAAAGAAGCUGCUAAAGAUGUAGAAGAAGAAUCAUCACCUGUAACCCAGGAGGCUGGUAGUGUAGUAGAGGAAGAAUCAGACAAUGUUCCAACAGCUGUUGAGACUAAGGUAGAAAAAUUGAGCGAGGAAACAAAUGAGACAGAGGAGAAAGAGGAUGAGACAGUGGAGGGAUUACCUAAGGAAGCACCAGAAAUUAUUGACACUAGUGAAGAUGCUAUUGUGGACAAAGAGGCUGGUGAUGAUGAAGUGAAAGAGGAUACUAACCAGGCAGUGGAGGAAAUGGCCACAGAAGUACAGGAGGUGAUUGAAGACUCAGAGAGGGAAGAACUCACAGAAGAUGUUGAAGCAUGUCCUGAAGAUUCACCAGAUGAUGGGGACAAAGCAGUUAGUGAAGAAGUAGUGGAGGAUGAUUCAGAACAAGUAGAAGUUAUUGUUGGAGAAGCUGAACAAGCAAAAGAGGAAAUUAUUCAGGCACCAGAAGAAUCAACCACAGAAAAACAUGAGGUGGUUGAAGAGCCAGUGAGGGAAGAACCAACUGAAGAUGUUGAAGCAUGUCCUGAAGAUUCACCAGAUGAUGGGGACAAAGUAGUUAGUGAAGAAGUAGUGGAGGAUGAUUCAGAACAAGUAGAAGUUAUUGUUGGAGAAGCCGAACAAGCAAAAGAGGAAAUUAUUCAGGCACCAGAGGAAUCAGCCACAGAAGAACAUGAGGUUGUUGAAGAGCCAGUGAGGGAAGAACCCACGGAAGAUGUUGAAGCAUGUCCUGAAGAUUCACCUGAUGAUGGGGACAAAGUUGUUACUGAAGAAGCAGUGGAUGGUGAUUCAGAACAAGAAGAAGUUCUUGUUGAUGAAGCAGAACAACCAGAAGAGGAAACAUUAAAUGAUGAUGUUUGCCAAGAUGCCUCCGAGGAUACAAGUGCUGAGGCAGUUACUGAAGAGGUGAAAGUGACGGACACGGAAGAGGCCACUGAGACACCAUUACCUGAAAAGGAAGAUGUUACAGAAGUUGUUGAAGAAACUGUUGUGGAAACUGUUGAACUGGAAACAGAAGCCACAUUAUCACAAGACAUAGAGAAGGAAGUGGUUAUUGAUACAGACAUUGCAACAGAGGAUGUUGAAAUUAAAGAGCCUGCAGAGGAACUGAAACAAGAUGUUCCAGAUGAGGCAGACCAAGCGGUGGUAGAGCAGGAAGUUGUAGAAGAAAUAACCGAGGAGGUGAGCCAGACUGAAGUAAUAAAACAAGAGGUUGGAACAGAAACAGAACAGCUGCCACCGUCAGAAGAAAGUGAAGAGGUGGCUGAAGUGAUCCCUGUGGAACCCCAGGAAGAACCUAAGGAGGAAUCUAAGGAGGAGCCACAGACUGAAGAGCCAAAGACAGAAUCAGCGGAAGAAACCAAAGAAGUACCAGAAGAGCCUGUUGAGGAACCUCCAAAGGAUGCACCAGUCAAUGGUGUUUCUGAAGAUACUGUCUUCAAUGGGGUACUUCUUAAUGGACAUGGCGGUGGCCAUCUUACCAAUGGACAUCAUGUACCUGAAGACGACCACUUGACCAAUGGUGAUGAAGUUCCAGAGAUCGUUAGUCCGACCAGUCCUAAACCACUACGAGAGAGACUGCUGUCGUGGGAGGCUCUAGCUAAAGGUACCACCAAUCCCACCAUGCAUUGUGCAUGCAUGUCUGGCGCCCUCUAUAUGCAGUGUUAG
Molecule: messenger RNA, 5760 nt
Organism: Lytechinus variegatus (green sea urchin)
Lineage: Eukaryota; Metazoa; Echinodermata; Echinoidea; Temnopleuroida; Toxopneustidae
Product: titin-like
Exons: 8
Coding region: 1-5760 (1919 amino acids)
Source: RefSeq, a predicted model, not a curated record